GAAGUUUAUUGUCUAACCCGUACAGUACCGUCAUUCUAUUAAAAUCUUCAAUUGCUUUUGCUGCGUUUCUGGUCUGAUUUGAUAACAAAGAAAGACAAAGAAAGAAAGAAAGAAAGAAAGAAAGAAAGAAAGAAAGAAAGAAAAAAGAAUCAGCCGUUCCCAAGAACACGGAAAGAGGUCUCCCUUCGUUAAUAGCCUCGAGCAGGUAGGCUAGCGAGUGACUGGCUGCCUUGUUCUGCAGUCUGAGAUCGAGUACAGAGAGAAGGGGACAGAGGCAUUAGGAAAAUCGUAAGAGAACAACAUAUGAAAGAAAAAACACAGGACACUCAACUGGCAUUAACGCAAUAAAAGCGUAUCUGUGAAAAUCAGAGAUCGCGGCUGGAUCAGGCUGUUUCAUUGAACGUUGUGUGCUGAAGAAAUGAAUACAUUAAGUGCCGAAGACGCUUAUACACACGACCACAACCGCGCGCUCCAGUCUGACCGGCAGCCGGAGUUCACAACACAUAUUUCCGCAGUCACGGGAACGGGAGCUCUAGCCUGGGCUCCGGGUCAUCUCGUCCAUGCAUGGUACCCGACCGCGUGCCAGCCUGCCUUGAGCCGCGGGAUGAGUACGCAGCACGGUCUCCCAGCAGGGCACCAGAACGCUGCCCGGGCAGAGAGGCCUGGCAAGCACUGCCAAGCAGCGUGCAUCGCUGUGUCACUGUGCCUAGCCGUGCUGGUGCUUGGGGGCGCCGCCACAGUUACCUGGUACUUACUGACCUCCUGUUCAGCUGAGAGAAUGUAUUUCGGAGGAUCCUUACGCCUCACGAAUGCCUCAUACAGUCCAGCUUUGACACACAGAAACACUCCAGAUUUCAAGAUCCUCGCCAGCACACUUCAGCAGCUGUUAAGCAAAGCCUUCCUAAAUUCUAAACUGGUUUGGCAUUUUCUAAGCGCCAAUGUAACAUCAUUCAGCGAGGGCAGUGUGGUCUCUCACUUUUCUCUCGUGUUUCUUGUGGAGGAUGAGGGCCGGCCGGAGCACAGUGCUGCCCCUGCAGCAGACGCUGUGAGUGUGUUGACCAGUCACCUCAGGGAGAUGACCUCCUCCCACGGGAACAGCAGCGCUCUCCUUGGACACUACGAAGUGGAUGCUGCUUCGCUUGUCCUUUAUGAAUCAAGUCUUGAGGAAUAUUUACUGUCUUCACAGGAGGCUUGUGCGGUUGUGGAUAACAGGAUCAAGUGGCGCGGUCCAGCUGCGUGUCACUGGGAGCUGAGGGCGCCCGCUGGCCAGCUCGUUCAAAUCACCAUUCAAAACUUUAUCAUGGACGGGGACUGCCACACAAACUCUAUUGCAGUGUAUGACUCACUGGUAGCAGGACAAGGACGGCUCAUCACAAAGGUCUGCUCCUCCAGCCGGCUCGCAUCCCUCCAGCCGCUCAGUGUGGUUUCAUCAGGAAACGUCAUGUUAAUCGCUUUCCAAUCACAAGAGAAACGCUUCAAUGAAUUGGAGGCAACAGUGCGAUUCAUAGAUGAUGUCAGUUGUGGAGGCAGGAUCACGUCCUUUAAUGGAUCUCUCUCAUCUCCGUUCUACCCCACUUACUAUCCACCCAAUCGAGACUGUCUGUGGACAAUAACUGUCCCUGCUUCUUAUCUGCGGAUUAGGAUUGGAUUUGUGACUCUGAACCUUGACGGAGUGCAGUCAGACUGUGAUAAAGAUUGGGUCUCUGUUAACAGUAAGAGGUACUGCGGUGCGAGUGCAGUGCCCCUGGUGGUGGUGAGCAGCUCCAACAUCCUCACUGUUCAAUUCCACACAGACUCUGCAGGGACCAGCAGGGGGUUCUUAGCAGAAUAUUCAAGCUUUGACCCCAAAGACACUUGCCCAGAGAUGCACGCCUGCGGGGACGGCUCCUGUGAGCCCCUCAGCUAUAGAUGUGACGGCUGGAAUGAUUGCAGCGACAGGAGUGAUGAGCAGAACUGCACGUGUCCUGGAGGGCUGUUCAAGUGUACGAGUGGCGAGUGUGUGCCUAGCACGCUGUUCUGUGAUGGGACACCAGACUGCAAGGAUGAGAGUGACGAGAACAGCUGUAUCGGAAAGGGCUGCGGCCGUCGCCCUGUCCUGCACAGUCGCAUCGUCGGGGGCACCAGCGCGGGGCCGGGGGAGUGGCCUUGGCAGGUGAGCCUUCACUUCCGUCAGCGGGGGCAUAUCUGCGGGGCCUCGCUCAUCAGCCAGCGCUGGAUCAUAUCAGCUUCCCACUGCUUCCAGGACUCCGGCGCGAGCAGGUACUCCAGUCCCUCUCUGUGGUCCGCGGUGAUUGGCACACACUCACAGAAUCUAACGGCCCCCAAGCCAGUCACACAGGCGAUCAAGCGCAUCAUCACCCAUGGGCGCUAUGAUGACGUGUCGCUGGACUAUGAUGUCGCUUUGCUGGAACUGGCAGCCCCCGUGGUGUACAAUGAUAAUAUUCAGGCUAUAUGUCUACCGGCAGCCACACACGUGUUCCCCGUUGGGCAACGCUGCUUCAUAACAGGCUGGGGACUGCUCAAGGAAGAGGGUGCACCUCCGGUGGUACUGCAGCAAGCCCCAGUGAUGAUCAUCAACCAGACCAUGUGUAACCGAUACCUGGGAAACGCCCUGAGCCCCAGAAUGCUGUGUGCGGGGUACCUGAGCGGGGGGGUCGAUGCCUGCCAGGGGGACUCUGGAGGGCCCCUUGCCUGUGAGGCUCCUUCGGGGAGCUGGUUCCUGGCUGGGAUCGUGAGCUGGGGAGAGGGCUGUGCUCGGUGGCACCGCCCGGGCGUGUACACGAGGUUAACGAAGUUCCAGGAGUGGAUACAGGAGCAGACUGAGAGCUGACACCUCUGCUGUGUUAAACCAGACCCCCUUUAGGAACUGCUGCAAAAAAACAACGAGAGCUGUUUACAGUUGAAGGAACAACUGAGCCAAAUCAGUGCAGGCUGUCGUCCAGAGCUGUCAAUAGCUGCAUCCGUUGGGUUGAGCAGUGAUGUCUCUUCAUUUCUCUUAAAGGAGCAGUGAUGUCUCUUCAUUUCUCUUAAAGGAGCAGUGAUGUCUCUUCAUUUCUCUUAAAGGAGCAGUGAUGUCUCUUCAUUUCUCUUAAAGGAGCAGUGAUGUCUCUUCAUUUCUCUUAAAGGGUGUCUUCACACAUGUUUCGUUUGGGCUGAUUUUUUCCGGUUCAGUUAGUUUUACUCGAAUCAAACCGAGUCCUUCUCAAGAGGUGGUCUCGGUCCAUUUGGGCAAAAGGACUUUGGUUUGUGUGUUUCAGUGCAAUGUGAAAGCACAGUCAGUUCAGAAGUGAACCAGCAAAAAGAACUGAGUCCUUUGGAAGUGAACCAA
This is a messenger RNA of Acipenser ruthenus (sterlet), 3328 nucleotides long. Its product is annotated as suppressor of tumorigenicity 14 protein-like. The record is from RefSeq and is a predicted model, not a curated record. Bases 419 to 2830 code for a protein of 803 amino acids. The transcript has 17 exons. NCBI's taxonomy places the organism in Eukaryota, Metazoa, Chordata, Actinopteri, Acipenseriformes, Acipenseridae. Gene Ontology annotation, biological process: acrosome reaction; proteolysis. Gene Ontology annotation, molecular function: protein binding; serine-type endopeptidase activity.